UAUACCCGCAUAUUAUUCUUAUUCACCCUAUAAAACGCUCUUUUCUCAAUAAUUCUUCUCUCUAUUUUAUAUCUUCUCUUCCUUUUUCUCUCUUUUGUUUAUCUAGCAAUGGAGUUAGAUAGCAUUUUGAAGUUUUUGGAGAACAAGGCCAUUUUAGUCACUGGUGGAGCUGGAUUUCUAGCAAAGAUAUUUGCAGAGAAGGUGCUAAGGUCUCAACCUAAUGUGAAGAAAGUUUAUCUUCUGCUAAGAGCUGCUGAUAACAAAUCAGCUUCACUACGGUUGCAAAAUGAGGUGAUUGGAAAAGACUUGUUCAAAGUUGUGAAGCAAAAGAUGGGAGCAAACUUCAAUACCUUCAUACAAGAAAAGGUGACUGUGGUGGCAGGUGAUAUAACUUGUGCAGACUUGGCAAUCAAUGAAUCUAAAUUAAAGGAAGAACUAUGGAGAGAUAUUGAUGUUAUUGUUAACCUAGCUGCAACUACCAACUUUGAUGAAAGGUAUGAUGCUUCGUUAUACCUUAAUACUUUCGGAGCCAAGCAUGUACUGGACUUUGCUAAGAAAUGUAAACACUUGGGGGUGCUCGUCCAAGUAUCGACUGCAUAUGUAUCGGGUGAAACGGCUGGACUAGUAAAGGAGAGUCCUUACUUCAUGGGAGACACAUUGAAUGGGAGACCAGGGCUAGACAUCGAAGCCGAGAAGAAACUUGUUGAGGACAGAUUGGCGGAGCUUCAAGCUGAGGGAGCCACAGCAGAUACUAUCAAGUUAUCUAUGAGGGACAUGGGCCUUGAAAG
Messenger RNA from Chenopodium quinoa (quinoa), 788 nucleotides. RefSeq names its product alcohol-forming fatty acyl-CoA reductase-like. NCBI's taxonomy places the organism in Eukaryota, Viridiplantae, Streptophyta, Magnoliopsida, Caryophyllales, Amaranthaceae. Gene Ontology annotation, biological process: long-chain fatty-acyl-CoA metabolic process; suberin biosynthetic process. The record is from RefSeq and is a predicted model, not a curated record. The annotation marks the transcript as partial. Gene Ontology annotation, cellular component: intracellular membrane-bounded organelle. Gene Ontology annotation, molecular function: alcohol-forming very long-chain fatty acyl-CoA reductase (NADP+) activity. The transcript is spliced from 5 exons.